Messenger RNA from Linum trigynum, 873 nucleotides. NCBI's taxonomy places the organism in Eukaryota, Viridiplantae, Streptophyta, Magnoliopsida, Malpighiales, Linaceae. The record is from the annotation of a GenBank genome assembly.
AUGUUUGCGGUCUCGAGAAUGAAGGCUUUGUUUCCCCUUCAAAUUUCCCUCCCCGUGGCGCCGGCUUUCCCCAACGCUGCCGCCUUCUUCUCCGCAGCUCCCAAGUUUACCCUUUUCUUCAAUUUUCCCGCAGUUAUUCAGUUCCCUGCUUCUCCAUCUCUCAGACCCAUCAUGGGUUCAUCUGGCCCGGCGUAUUCUCGCGUUCAAAAUCGGAACUUUCGGCCGGCGGGAGCUGCGGGUGAUUCGACGGCGUCCUACCCUUCAGGCGAAAUCCACGUCAUCGUGGGUCCGAUGUUUGCCGGCAAGACCACCAGUCUCCUCCGACGGGUUCAGUCCGAGAGCGAAAAUGGCAGAAGUGUGGCUGUUGUGAAAUCGGACAAGGAUACAAGAUAUGGAUUGGACUCAAUUGUAACACAUGACGGUCUGAAAUUGCCCUGCUGGUCAUUGCCCAAAUUGUCGAUGUUCAGGCAAAGUCUUGGUGUUGAUUCUUACAACCAGCUGGACGUAAUUGGGAUCGAUGAAGCUCAAUUCUUUGGAGACUUGUAUGAUUUCUGCCGUGAAGCUGCUGAUCAGGAUGGUAAAACUGUGAUAGUAGCUGGACUGGAUGGUGAUUACAUGAGGAGGAGUUUUGGUGCUGUUCUCGACAUAAUCCCACUUGCUGAUUCUGUGACCAAGUUGACAGCUCGCUGUGAGCUCUGCGGGAAGCGUGCAUUCUUCACGUUGCGAAAGACAGAUGAAACAAAGGUGGAGCUGAUUGCUGGGGCUGAUGUUUACAUGCCUGUUUGCCGGCAGCAUUAUGUGAGUGGACAAGCAGUUGUUGAAGCUACAAGAGCUGUUGUAGAAGAGUCGUCUGAGAGGGUGCAGAUAGGCUAG